AUGAAGACCGCAAAAGUUAUACGAGAAAUCGCCAUCCUGCUGCUGCUCAUCACCGGCUCAAGUCCGCUUGUACACUCAUUACGCGCUACACCAUUGCAUUUUGGUGUGGCACGCAAUGCCGACGGUGAUGGCAAACUUGUUAUUUACGCACAAGAUGAACAGACCUCGAGGCAGGAGCCACGCAUGGAUGGCAACGUACAGAAAACCGACAGCACGGGCGAUAAAGCAACAACACAGGAGAGCGACUUAGAGAAGGAUAGCCGCAAGAUACCCGAUUAUCUCUACUCGAAUGCUAUGCCUGUUAUGGAUGAUGAGAGCAUUAAAUUUAUGUUGCCCAACAUUGGUUAUCCCAUUUACAGUGCGCCCCAACCUAACACAGCUACCAUAUUGGACAAUCGUUUGUCAAAUGAUAUGCGUCGUAAUUAUCCCUUCUAUGAGAAUGCUUAUCAACGUUGGUCGCUGGCCGAUCGCUUGCAACUUGGCUUCAAUUUGAAUGGUAAUGCUGGCCUCAAUAUGCUUACAUCAGCUGGUAAAAUACCCAACACUGGUCUGACUCAAGAGAAUGUGGGUCUACAACCUCCGGCCGCUAUAUUGCCUGUUGCUGUGGUCGGACCUCCCGGUCCACCAGGGCCACCGGGACCGCCAGGCCCACGUGGGCUUACCGGCGCAACAGGUCCUAUGGGUAGGACAGGUCUGCAGGGACGUACGGGUCCACCUGGACCACCAGGCCCUCCAGGUCCAUCAAUGUCUCAUGGUCUAAAUCAAAAUCCUAAUUUGUGGUAUGCUCCCAAUGCAAAACCAACGCUUUCUUUAUAUCAAAGUGAAUGA
Ceratitis capitata (Mediterranean fruit fly) is the source of this 828-nucleotide messenger RNA. RefSeq names its product putative cuticle collagen 99. Lineage: Eukaryota; Metazoa; Arthropoda; Insecta; Diptera; Tephritidae. The transcript has 2 exons. The coding region runs from base 1 to 828 and encodes 275 amino acids. The record is from RefSeq and is a predicted model, not a curated record.